Strongylocentrotus purpuratus (purple sea urchin) is the source of this 2081-nucleotide messenger RNA. RefSeq names its product monocarboxylate transporter 5-like. Gene Ontology annotation, molecular function: monocarboxylic acid transmembrane transporter activity. Gene Ontology annotation, biological process: transmembrane transport. Lineage: Eukaryota; Metazoa; Echinodermata; Echinoidea; Camarodonta; Strongylocentrotidae. Bases 84 to 1595 code for a protein of 503 amino acids. The transcript is spliced from 4 exons. The record is from RefSeq and is a predicted model, not a curated record.
GCCCCGAAGGUGUUUUUUUUUUUACCCGUGUUCUUUACUCGUUUCAAUUCUUCUCGUCCUUUAGGAGUAUCCAUUAAAAUAAAAUGGCGAACUGUGAAGGGUUUAGGAAUAGAGCAGCCUUAAAACUGGUCCUAGCUCUCUUUCUUCAAACAUGUUACGUUUUGGGGACGGUAAAGUCCAUCGGCGUAUAUCUACCCGAGCUGAAAGUAGGUCUAGGACUAACAUCAACCGAUAUUGGACUAGAUUUGGGUUUGUUCAGUGCCUUCGCAUUUGGCUCAGGUCCAAUUGUAGCGUUCCUCUACCAAAGGCUCCAUGGAGGAUACAGAAGGCUCCUGGUGAUGACGGGGGCAUUCCUAGCCCCAGGUGGGCUCAUCCUGGGAUACCUGGUGACCAACAAUGCCCAGUUAGCUUCCUGUCUAAUAGCUAGCGGUCUCGGUUACAACAUCCUCUCAAUCUCAGUCGUGAUCACUCUGAGUAACGAAAGUGGUGAUGCCUUUAUCAUCUUCUACGGCAUAGGCAAAUCUGGUUAUGCCUUCGGAAUGACCUUCGUGCCUCUGUUGGCAGAUUACCUGAUGGACAUCUACGACUGGAGAGGGUCUUUGCUGAUAAUCGGAGGCAUCAUGACUCAUCUUAUCCCUUUGAUGAUGAUAGUUGAUAUCAAUACAGCUAGACAUUGUAUACAGGAUGCACCUGGAAGCAGCAACAGCGGUGCUGAAAACCCUGAUGAAUCCCCGGAUGCGACCGACGAAGAAUCUAGUGCAAGAUUAGUGGAGAGAGCAUCGAUUCGGCAGCAGGAUGAGGUAACCAUCAAUGGUUUCUGUGACCAAAGGCCACCUGGAUAUGGCGACAACAGCACUGGAAAAGAUAAUGGCCACAUGGAUGAAGUCUACGAAGAAACAACUAAUGAUGAGAUCGGAUUGACGAAGAUACCGUCCGUUAGUUCAUGGCAUCUAGACAUGAGGAUGAACUGUUCUGAAUUGUGUGGCUGUGCUAUUCGUAUCUUACAGAACUCUGUCUACAAUCGUGAUCGCUGGUUAGUUCUUCUGAUGUUUGCCUCAUUAGUGUAUGCCAUGGGUAGCGGCAGCUGGUACGCAUUCUUGAUCCCUCGCGCGGUUGGCCGAGGUAUCGAGACAAGAAGAGCACUUUUCCUCGCUUACUCUUCGGCGGCCGCAGCCUUCAUUACCCGCUGUUUUGGAGGCUUACUCGUUUACAAGAAAAUCUUUUCAGCCCAACGAUUGUUUUCUUUCCUGACCUUACUCAACGUGGCAUCGCUCCUUGUCGACAUCUUUGUCCCAAAUGUUGCUGUCAUGAUCGUUACGUCAUUUAUAUCGUCUCUGUCGAUUUCCUUUCGAAACACUUUGGCCUUAGUGAUCUGCAAGGAAAGAGCUCUUCAUGCAGAGUUUCCUUUGAUCCUUGCCUCGGUGGACAUCGUCUCUGGACUCGGAGUCCUAUUUGGAGAAUGGUUAUCAGGUUUCGUUGCUGACGUGUAUGGUAGCUUCAAUGCGUCGUUUAUGUUCAUCGCCGCAGUCGACGGGCUUGUGUUCUGUCUUAUGGUACCACCAAUGAUUGCCGGGAAUAUACCAGCUCGUAGUUAGCUUUGGUACACAAUGAAAGACCACCGAAUUUCCACGGAUCUUUUACACAUGGAGACAUCCCACCUUGUGCACGAAGUUCAUGAAGAUUUUUCGUUUGCCUUUUUGUGAAGAAUACUUCCACUUGUGUAUGAUAGAGAAAUAGAGAAUGUUCCGUCGGUAAAUAAAUGAUCAUUAUGAUUACAUAGUUUUCAGUAGUACGUAUAUAAUACUUGUCUCGAUGUUUUUUUUUUUUUUUUUUCAAAAUUGGUACCUUUAUCUGCAUGCCUUUGCACAAGCAGUAUCUCCGAAGUGGCUCAUUAAAUGGAUAAGAGUGAUAGAAUGGAGAGAGAUAAUCCGAAAGAUGUGGUAGGGAAGGGGGAGACGUAACCCCACGUUUUGAAAAGUGGGACAAAAUUAUCAAAGGCACCCCUACACUAGUCCAGAAUCUGCACGGUCCUUUAUAAUUUCCCUACACUUGAUUCAAGCCGUCGAAGAUGGCGUUAUCAA